AUAUUAAAGGACCAUUUUUAAUAUUACAAUAUGUCAAAUAAUUUAAUAAGUAAGAAGAGAAAGUUUGUUGCGGAUGGUGUAUUUUUUGCUGAAUUAGAUGAGCUUUUUACUCGGGAGCUUUCAGCAGAGGGUUAUUCUGGUACAGAAGUUCGUGUAACACCUAAUCGAACAGAAAUUAUUAUUCGUGCAACACAUACACAAGAAGUUCUUGGGGAAAAGGGAAGACGUAUCCGUGAAUUAACAUCGCUUAUUCAAAAGCGAUUUAAAUUUCCAGAUGGGACAGUUGAGCUUUAUGCUGAAAAAGUACAAAAUAGAGGUCUUUGUGCUGUUGCACAAUGUGAAAGUUUAAAAUACAAAUUACUUGUUGGAUUGGCAGUUCGAAGAGCUGCCUAUGGUGUUUUAAGAUUUAUUAUGGAAUCGGGUGCAAAAGGUUGCGAAAUAGUUAUUUCUGGAAAACUUCGAGCUGCACGAGCUAAAUCAAUGAAAUUCACCGAUGGAUUUAUGAUUCAUUCCGGUCAGCCUGCACGUGACUUCAUUGACUCUGCAACACGUCAUGUUAUGUUACGACAAGGUGUUUUGGGUGUAAAAGUUAAAAUUAUGUUAAACGAAAUGAUUACUCGAAAACCACUUCCUGAUUCCGUCGUUGUUAUUGAACCUAAACCAGAAGAACAUAUUUCUCAACCAUCAAGUGAAGACUUUUCCCGUCAAUUGCCCUCUGAUUUAACACAGCAAACUCUUUAUCGUGUUCAUCCUUCUCAUUAAUCUUUUCGUCCUUAAUCUUUCUUUAUUUCUUCUUAAUAAUACUUAU
Molecule: messenger RNA, 808 nt
Organism: Pneumocystis carinii B80
Lineage: Eukaryota; Fungi; Ascomycota; Pneumocystomycetes; Pneumocystales; Pneumocystaceae
Product: 40S ribosomal protein S3
Exons: 4
Coding region: 31-762 (243 amino acids)
Biological process (GO): translation
Cellular component (GO): nucleus; cytosolic small ribosomal subunit
Molecular function (GO): RNA binding; structural constituent of ribosome
Source: RefSeq, a predicted model, not a curated record